AUGCCGCCGAAAGGAUCAACCCAGAAAUCGCUCUCAUUCAAGGCGCAAUCGAAACCUAAAUCCUCCUUCGCCGCUUCUGCCAAGGACCAACUGAAAAGCAAAACAAAUCUCAAGAGCUCUACACCUUCCAAGCCGCUUACAGCAUCACUUCCACGCAAAACUUCACCUUCAAGCACCACCAAAGCAACGCCUCAGCAAGAUGCGGAGGACGCAAAACGACCAGACCUCGAUGUGGACGAUCCGCGAUGGGAUGGUGUUUGGCGCAAAACGAAAAAGAUCAUGAACGUACCGCCAUCCAAAGCGAUCCACAUUGAUCACGAGAACCGCAUCCAGCAGAUCUUGAGGGUGUUCGAUCUGGAUCCCAACUUUGGACCCUGCAUGGGCAUGUCCAGGCUAGAACGAUGGCAGAGAGCAAAGGAUCUGGAGUUGGAUCCUCCCCAAGAGAUUCACGAUAUCCUCAUCACAAAGCAAGGCGCAACAGAUCACAAGGAGAACGUCUUCACCUCACACGGCCUCUGA
Molecule: messenger RNA, 519 nt
Organism: Pseudozyma hubeiensis SY62
Lineage: Eukaryota; Fungi; Basidiomycota; Ustilaginomycetes; Ustilaginales; Ustilaginaceae
Product: DNA polymerase delta subunit 4
Exons: 1
Coding region: 1-519 (172 amino acids)
Biological process (GO): DNA-templated DNA replication; DNA synthesis involved in DNA repair
Cellular component (GO): delta DNA polymerase complex
Molecular function (GO): DNA-directed DNA polymerase activity
Source: RefSeq, a predicted model, not a curated record